UGCUGAGCAUUUUGCAACCGUACUGUAAAUAUAGAUUGUCACAAUGCUCAUAAGUAGUGUAAACUCUUAUCACUUUAUUUGUAUUUUGUGGGGAUUGCAGGAAAACUUAAGAUUUUCAAUAAAAAUACUAUGAAUGUAACUAUGACCGUUACUGUCUACAGCUGCAAUGCAACUAUAAAAAUGGCGAACUCAUUUGUUUUGUUAAAUAGUAAAAAAAUAUCAAAUUUCAUGUCCAAUUAUUGGACUACGCUGAAGUAUUAAGGUCAUUACUAGGGUCACAAAUUACACUCAUUACUUUAAUCAGUGGAAGAUGAACGAUAGUGAAGCCAUAAUUGAUCGGGCCGUGCUAUAAAAUGAGGUCCGCUGCGUUGCGCUUAGUUUCAUUGUCGAAAUUUGAAAUGUCUAAUUGUAGCCAAACAUGGAUGUGGAAGCAUGUGAUCAUACUGGUUGCCUUUGCGUGUGUGAUCACGGGCAAAAUUAUGAUCACAAAGGUUGACUAUCUGUCGAAUCCGGACUAUCUGACGAUGCAGGUACAGAUUAACAACGAAACCGAAGGCAGCACGGUCGAUGUGGACGGGAGUUUAUUCAUGGAUGUGGAGCAGGGUGUUUUCGUGAACAUAGAGCUUGACUCCAAGAUGGACGGUGAGUACAUGACGAUGAUCGGCACUAACAAGGAGCUAUGCAAUACGGAGGAAGCCGGCAUGGAUCCGGUUGUGCCACUGUUGAACGAGGAGCUGGAGAAAUUCGGUAACCUGAGCUUCAACUGUCCAUUCGACAAGGGAUACUAUCGCGUACGACAGUUCCGCAUGAGCAAUGAUCAUAUGCUGGUGAAAAUGGUACCGCCCGGGGAGUACAUCGUGAAGAUGGACCUUCAACAUCAGCAACCGAACGCAACGGAUAAGGUGCAGGUGUUCAAGCUGUCGUUCUUCUUCGAAAUUUCAUAAACCUAUCACCCGGUGUGAGAUUACUAUCUGGGAUGGUUUUUAUUUUUGUGGGACAAUGGAAUAAUAAUAUAAUAAAUGCAUAGGCUCAUGGUGCGGAAUGUGGGAUUUGGUUUCGAUUUCUUGCGGAUGUUCGAUCGGUCAGUGAAACGGAUAAAGUGGAUUAUUUAUUUUCGUUUCAUUCCUCUCAGAAUAGAGGACAGUGGUGUUUAAAACAGCUUUAAUGCGUAAAUAUAUUUCUCUAUUGAUUUCAGAGC
Anopheles funestus (African malaria mosquito) is the source of this 1198-nucleotide messenger RNA. RefSeq lists its product as uncharacterized. The transcript has 3 exons. Bases 354 to 944 code for a protein of 196 amino acids. NCBI's taxonomy places the organism in Eukaryota, Metazoa, Arthropoda, Insecta, Diptera, Culicidae. The record is from RefSeq and is a predicted model, not a curated record.